CAUGUGACCGCCGCCCCUUCUUCCAACAUGGCUGCGCCCAGUUCUGCUGUUCGGAGCCUUCAGCUUGUGCAGAACAAAGGUCUGAAAAGAAUUUUCUCAGGAAUUCAGCCAACGGGGAUUCCUCAUCUGGGGAAUUAUUUUGGUGUCAUCACAAGCUGGGUGAAGCUACAGGAAGAAUGUAGUUCUGUAUUAUACAGCAUUGUGGAUCUCCACUCCCUCACCAUUCCAAGAGAGCCAGCUGUUUUAAGGGAAAGCAUCCUAGACAUCACUGCUGUUCUCCUGGCCUGCGGCAUAAACCCACAAAGAUGCUUCCUUUUCCAGCAGUCCCAGGUGCCUGAACAUGCUCAGCUUAGCUGGGUCUUAGGGUGUUUGAUAGGAAUCCAACGUCUAGAACAUUUUCCUCAGUGGAAGCUUAAGAAGGCCAGUCAGACCAGUGGAGCGACAGUUGGGCUCUUUACCUAUCCUGUCCUUCAAGCGGCAGAUAUUCUUCUCUACAAGUCAACACAUGUUCCUGUUGGAGAAGAUCAAAUCCUCCACUUGGAGCUGACUCAAGAUACAGCCCGCCAGUUCAAUAAGAAGUAUGGGGAGUUCUUUCCAGUACCCAAAGCCCUUUUAACCUCGGCAAAAAAAGUGAAGUCCCUUAGAGAUCCCACCUCAAAGAUGUCAAAAUCAGACCCUGAUAAAUUAGCCACGGUGUGUAUCACGGAUAGUCCUGAGGAGAUAAAGCUGAAAUUUCGCAAGGCUGUGACGGACUUUACCUCCGAAGUGACGUACAAUCCCGAACAUCGCCUGGGAGUCUCCAAUCUUGUGGCUAUUCACUCUGCUGCCACAGGGCUCAGCACAGAGGAAGUGGUCCAGCAGAGCACUGGCCUGGAUACAGCCCAUUACAAGGCAGCGGUGGCCGAAGCGGUCAUUGAAAAACUUGCACCGGUCAGGAAUGAGUUUAAGAGACUAAAAGAAGACAAAACUUACCUGGAAGAGGUUCUGUCAUCCGGAGCAGAAAAAGCCAGAGAACUUGCAGCUCCUGUGUAUUGGGAAAUUAAAAGAUUGGUGGGGUUGAACUGAAUCCAAGAAAAAGUAGCUAUCAUCUUUCAUUACUUCAGUAUGUCCCAUGACUUCAGUCCUGUUUUGAGGAUCCAAAAGGAGAUUGAUUAUCAGAUUGUUCCCUCACAGGUCUUAAUUAUUUUAGAGCCAGGCUUGGAGGCUGCAGAGAGCCAAACCACAUGCAGUACAGUGAAGACAUCUAAGUACGGUUUAGGGUGGAAAGCUGAAUCUGCUCCAAGGGCCAGGUUUCCCACCAGAUAGAUGAUUACGUGGGGUGGAACUUCUGGGCGAAGAUGCCCUUUCUAUUUCUGCCAUGCAACGGUCUCUUUGGUCCACUAGUGGCUGCAGUUAAUUAUUCCUAGGAUCAUUUGAGUGGUGAAGACAACUGUAGCUGAUCUAGCUUUGAUCUGCCCUCGGGGGCAAAAGAUGGCAAGAUAUUGAGAAUUAAGAUCUUUAAGGACUACCUUGCCAGUCCAAGUAAAAAUGCUGUGAAGCCAGCUCAGCUGAAAACUGUUCUCUCAAAGUAUUCCAAGCAAGUUACAACACUGUUGUUGAGACUUU
Messenger RNA from Notechis scutatus (mainland tiger snake), 1605 nucleotides. RefSeq names its product tryptophanyl tRNA synthetase 2, mitochondrial (gene WARS2). Gene Ontology annotation, cellular component: mitochondrion; mitochondrial matrix. The record is from RefSeq and is a predicted model, not a curated record. Gene Ontology annotation, biological process: mitochondrial tryptophanyl-tRNA aminoacylation. Gene Ontology annotation, molecular function: tryptophan-tRNA ligase activity; ATP binding. NCBI's taxonomy places the organism in Eukaryota, Metazoa, Chordata, Lepidosauria, Squamata, Elapidae.